Messenger RNA from Anolis sagrei ordinatus, 6140 nucleotides. RefSeq names its product G protein-coupled receptor kinase 2 (gene GRK2). Gene Ontology annotation, biological process: protein phosphorylation; G protein-coupled receptor signaling pathway; desensitization of G protein-coupled receptor signaling pathway. The record is from RefSeq and is a predicted model, not a curated record. NCBI's taxonomy places the organism in Eukaryota, Metazoa, Chordata, Lepidosauria, Squamata, Anolidae. Gene Ontology annotation, molecular function: G protein-coupled receptor binding; G protein-coupled receptor kinase activity; ATP binding.
CGCGCGCGAGGGAAGGGAAGGGAAGGGAGCGCGCGAGCGAGCGAGCGAGGAGGAAGAAGGAGAAGAAGGAGGCGAAGGGGGAAAGGGACGCCGAAGGAAGGAGAAGGAACCUUUCCUGGCAAGAUGGCCGACUUGGAGGCUGUGCUCGCCGACGUGAGCUACUUGAUGGCCAUGGAGAAGAGCAAAUCCACUCCCGCCGCCCGAGCCAGCAAGAAGAUCGUCCUCCCUGAGCCCAGUAUCCGCAGUGUUAUGCAGAAAUACUUAGAGGACCGGGGUGAGGUGACCUUUGAAAAGAUAUUUUCUCAGAAAAUUGGGUUCCUGCUGUUCCGCGACUUCUGCUUGAACCAAGUGGAAGAUGCCAAACCAUUGGUUGAAUUCUAUGAAGAGAUCAAAAAGUAUGAGAAGUUGGAUUCUGAUGAAGAUCGAGCUGUAAAGAGCCGCCAAAUAUUUGAUAUGUACAUCAUGAAGGAGCUGUUGUCCUGCUCUCAUCCCUUCUCCAAGACUGCCACGGAGUAUGUGCAGAGCCGCCUCAGCAAAAAGCAAGUGCCACCUGAUUUGUUCCAGCUAUACAUUGAAGAGAUCUGCCAGUGUCUGAAUGGAACUGUCUUCCAGAAGUUCAUUGAAAGUGACAAAUUCACACGCUUCUGCCAGUGGAAGAAUGUGGAGCUGAAUAUCCAUCUGACCAUGAAUGACUUCAGCGUCCACCGGAUCAUUGGGCGUGGCGGCUUUGGGGAGGUCUACGGCUGCCGAAAAGCAGACACAGGCAAAAUGUAUGCCAUGAAGUGUCUGGAUAAGAAGCGAAUUAAGAUGAAACAGGGGGAGACACUUGCUCUGAAUGAGCGCAUCAUGCUGUCCCUUGUCAGCACUGGGGAUUGCCCCUUCAUCGUGUGCAUGUCAUAUGCCUUCCAAACACCUGACAAGCUCAGCUUCAUCCUGGACCUUAUGAAUGGGGGUGACCUACAUUAUCACCUCUCUCAGCAUGGGGUUUUCUCUGAGGUUGAGAUGCGUUUCUAUGCAGCAGAGAUCAUUCUGGGGCUGGAGCACAUGCACAACCGCUUUGUGGUGUAUCGGGACCUGAAGCCUGCCAAUAUCUUGCUGGAUGAAUUUGGCCAUGUGCGCAUCUCAGAUCUGGGGCUUGCCUGUGACUUUUCCAAGAAAAAGCCUCAUGCCAGUGUAGGCACACAUGGGUACAUGGCACCAGAAGUGCUCCAGAAGGGUGUAGCCUAUGAUAGCAGUGCUGACUGGUUCUCUCUUGGCUGCAUGCUGUUCAAACUCCUGAGGGGGCAUAGCCCCUUUCGGCAGCACAAGACUAAGGAUAAACAUGAGAUCGACCGCAUGACACUCACUAUGGCUGUGGAGCUGCCAGAUUCCUUCUCCCCUGAGCUACGCACUCUGCUGGAGGGACUGCUUCAGAGAGAUGUCAACCGUCGCCUGGGCUGUAUGGGCCGCGGGGCACUUGAGGUAAAGGAGAGUCCCUUUUUCCAGGGUCUGGACUGGCAAAUGGUUUUCCUCCAGAAGUACCCACCCCCUUUGAUCCCACCACGUGGGGAGGUGAAUGCAGCAGAUGCUUUUGACAUAGGUUCUUUUGACGAAGAGGACACCAAAGGAAUCAAGCUAUUGGACAGUGACCAGGAGCUCUAUCGCAACUUUCCGCUCACCAUCUCAGAGCGUUGGCAGCAAGAGGUGACAGAGACUGUGUUUGACACAGUCAAUGCUGAAACUGACAAGCUGGAGGCCCGUAAAAGAGCCAAGAACAAGCAGCUGGGCCACGAGGAAGAUUAUGCUCUGGGCAAGGAUUGCAUCAUGCAUGGCUACAUGUCAAAGCUAGGGAAUCCUUUCCUUACUCAAUGGCAGAGGCGAUACUUCUACCUCUUCCCAAAUCGUUUGGAGUGGCGCGGAGAGGGAGAAUCCCCGCAAUCCCUACUUACCAUGGAAGAGAUUCAGUCAGUAGAGGAGACGCAGAUAAAGGACCGGAAGUGUAUCCUGCUUAAGAUUCGGGGAGGCAAACAGUUUGUCCUGCAGUGUGACAGUGAUCCCGAGCUAGUGCAGUGGAAGAAGGAGCUACGCGAUGCCUACCAGGAAGCUCAACAGCUGCUGCAGAGGGUGCCCAAAAUGAAACACAAGCCACGCUCUCCAGUGGUGGAGCUAAGCAAGGUCCCGCUGAUCCAGCGCAGCAGCAGCAGUACCAACGGCCUCUGACCCUCCUCGCCUUCCUCUCCCAUCCUUAAUUUAUUCGGCUGGGUUUGUCCACCAUGCCCACCCUCUUCUCCUGUCUCUUUUUGCUGAUUGUUGUGACGUCCACCCCAGCCCCCUGGGGUAUAGUGAGGGGGUGGGGCAUCCAGAAGGUGUGGGACAGGUUUCCCCCCUCCUCCCAUCACAUGGGAAUCGAUACCCAUUUAAGGGGAAGAAGCCUGGUUGGUAAGGUGGGCCUGAGUCAACCUGUUCCCCACUGAGCAAGGCUCGGAUUUUAGAUCCCUGCCUCUAAAUAGGACCAACGUAAGGAGAUGUUCUGAGGUGUGUCAUGCAUCUUGAGCACUUCCUACUUCCUCCCGGUAGUGCCAAACAUGUGUUAGUGCACAUAAGAGGGGCAUCACAGAACAUGGUGGUAUGUGGGAAAGCAUAUCUUCUGUGGUAAGUCCCUCAACACUAGUGAGGACGAAGAUCAAUCUGUUUGACAAUCUGAAUUCCAACCCCUUUUACAAUCCAGCACCAGGCUCUGAAGUCAGUUCCGCAGUAGAUCUUGAAGGAAGUGUGCUCUGGUUCUGGCAGCGUGAACUCCAGAGUGUGUGUGUGUGUUCUUUCACUGCCACCAACCUUUGCUCGGUGAGCCUUGGUGAGGCAGCUGUUGUGCCAUAAGCAUAUCUGUCAGGAUUGGCCUCAGUUAUCCCAUGGGGGAUACAUUAUAAGGAAUUGCCUUGAAACUGUUACAUUCUAAGGAAAAAAAACCAUCUAACAUAAGUGAAGGUUUACUCCCAUUUCUUUUCCCCUUUCCUGUUCCUAAAUCCAAGACCUUAACCCUUAUGUACAACCUCUUUUUGUCCCUCUAGCUACUGUCACAGUUCUGACGUUUCUGACCCAGGGUGGCGGCUGCUCACGCAGCUGGCCUUAGGAAUUGCAGUUAUUUGCCUCUGCUGUCCUGCUAUCUGACGCCUGAACAGACGUUCUUUGUCUACUGUGCCAAAUUUCAAGAUGAUUUUAAUGUCCCUCCCAGUUGGCCCAGUAGAGUAUGUAUAAAGCUGUCCUCCCUGCAAUCCCCAGGCCAGGUCUGGACAGGUUCCCUGCAUUGGACUUGCCCAGACUGUAUUGUUGCCUCUUACUCUGCUCUUAGGGGGCAGGGUGAGAACUGCCUCUACUCUGCUGCCUCCACUGCCAAAGCCCACCGUGUGUUUCUGUGGAAAGAGGGAGGGGCAGACUUCAUGCCAAAAGAGAUUCUGAGCUGCUUGAGUCUUCUCGGGGUUGGGGCUGGAGUGGGGGAUGCAGUAGCUGGAAAUUCAGCCUGGAUGGGGCCCUGUGCCAACUCCCAAGUAUCUGAAGGAUUCUGUAAAUAUUUCCGUGCCAAGGGGGCCAGGCUGGGUUUAAAAAGCUAGGCCCAUUCCUCCCCUCCCUUCCAGUAUGCCUUGUAUGAACAGCACCUCCCACCACCACCUCCCCAGCAGUGUUAUGAUUUCUCCCACAGGAUGGUGAGGAAUCCCAAGUUGAAUUAAUCCAAUGCCCCUCCUCCUUCCUCCAUUUGCAGGGGUUGGGGUGGAUGGCUUUCAGUUGGGGAUCAGGUCUCGUCCCCACAGUCUCAUGCCCCAAGCGCAUGCGAUUGCCUCUGCUGCAUGCCUCCCCCUCCCCCCAUGUGAUGAGUUUUGCCUGUUCAGCCACCUGACUCCUCCAUUCCUUCCAUAGUGAUAUGCUGUGGAAGGGGAGAGGUGGAAUGAAGCCCCUUCCUUGCAGUGUUUGUACAUAUUGAUCUCUGGUUUGUCUCUCUGGGUUAUUAUGGAUUUUUUUGCCGAUUUUUGAAUGUGAUUUUAAUGAGUGGGAUAAAGACUGUUUUUUAUAAUAAAAAAAUCGAAAACCCGCAACUGGAAUAUAUAGACAUUUCACUAACAGUAUUUACUAACAGUAUGCAUAAAACAUCACUGGAGUUGAUACAAUCUUAUGUAUGAAACUGCCUUGUAUUGAGCUAUACUGUUAGCUAAUGCCUUUCACAGUCAAGUGUUUUUGUUUGUUUGUUUGUUUGUUUGGUUUUGGAUGAAUCCAAGACCAUAUACAUGUGACGUAUAUCUUCUGCCAUGAAGCUGUGAGUGUUAAUUUUGACUCUUGGUAGAAACAGGCAUGCAAGCCACAUAGUUUUUGCUAGAAGACGAAAGAGAAUGCCUGAAUGUAUACAUAUGAUAGAAAUGUCCAUUACAGUAGAUCACUAAAACUCUGCCAUGCAGCAUGGGUGAAGAUCAACAGGCAGUUUCAUGGUCUUGCAGCACAUCUUAGACUGUCUGGCCAUAACAACUUUUUAUAAGACAGGAAUGAUUGGAAUAUUGGCCAGAUUAGUAAAUUGGAUCCCUUUAACAAAAGAUUUUUCUGAAAGCCAAUUAAGAGUUUUUAAAACCUUUAAUGCUGCUCUUCUCUUGCUUCUUGGGUUGUUACUAAUAGUGAAAAAUGCCUAACUGUCGUGGAGAAGAGAAACUGGUGUAGUUAAAAAAAGAACCCUUACUCUCCAUCUUUAAAACUCAUUCCAGCAAUAGGCAUUUUCACUUUUCAUAGAAUCACAGAGUACACAGUAAAAAGUCUGAUGUAUUAUGUUGAGAGACCAAAUGAUUGAAACUAAAAAAAAUGUGUGGUAGUGAUGCAAGGGUGGUUCUGGAAAAGGUCCUAUGGGGGAAAUCAUUGCCGAAAGUAUACUGCAGACAUAUAUGAAUUAUUGCAUGGUUUUGAUACCCACAGCAUGAUGUCUAUCUAAAACAGUGGUUCUCACUCUGUAGGUCCCCAGGUGUUUGGGCCUACAACUCCCAGAAAUCCCAGCCAGUUUACCAGCUGUUAGGGUUUAUGGAAGUUGAAGAACAGAACAUCUGGGGACCCACAGGUUGAGAACCACUGAUCUAAAACAUUUGGGCUGGAGCAGAAAGGGGGUACAUACAUCUUGAUGCAUACACAACCAGAAAAAUACAAAUAGCUUGUGGACAGGAGAAAACAUGUGUCUCUUGUUGACAAUUAUAUUGCAAAUAAUAUAGAGUAACUGUGUGUGACAGUAAGGUGAGAAAAAGCAGGCAAUCUAUUAACAAAUGCCCAUGCAGCUGCAAUUUGUGGUCUAAGAUGAGUUCCUCAAACUACUGCAGCUCUUUUCACUUAGUAGGCAAUUUGAGACACAGCUUUAGGAUCACCAAUACUAUUUCCAUUGCAUGAUCCACAAGUUGUACCCAAAAUGUAGCCUCAGACAUUUUGUGGCUCAGAAGGGACAAUACAGCUCACUCAUUGCUUCACUGGUAGCUGCUGCAUGUGAUCCCAGGGGUGUUGUAACCCAGUGCUGCCGCACAAAGAAAUUAUCUUACCAAUCAGAUUGGCUUCUUUAACUCCCUUCUUCUGAAAUGUAACUAUGAUUUCAAGCAAGAUUUUAAUUGGGCUUUAAAGAUUUUUUUCCCCUAAAGAAACAUUGACAUUGCAAUCCUAUGUGUGCUAUUUCAGAGGUAAGCCCCACUGAAUACAGUUAAACUUUUCAGGUGUAAGAUGGGAACUGACACAAAUGUUGACUUAUCGAGUUUAAUAAGCUUUCAAUGGCAGAUUUUCCUAACAAAAUCAUAUCUUUUCAGAAUCACCAUAUCUACCUAACAGAAACAUUCUUUUGGAUCAGCAUUUAGCCUGCAGCAAACACACAUACCAACUGUCUUGUUUUCCAUUAAAGUAAAAGUAUUACAGAUACUAAAAAUAUCACUUGUACACAUGAAGGACUUAGUUCACCUUUCUCAUACGUCAACUGUGAUGUGAAAAUAAAGUCAUUUUUCGACCCCCAGAGAACAAACAAGGUAACAACUUCCAUAGAAGUGAAUGGGCCCAAAUCUGAUAUCCAAUGGGGCAAUAUUCCAGUUAGAGGUUUCUGCUGAACUCCAUCACCACACUUCAACAAAAAUAUUUCAAAUAAAAACUUCAGCAUUAAGUGGCUA